CACACACACACACACACAAAAGGAAGUACUGCUGAGAGAGAGCAGCUGAUCUGGCCCUGAAGGAGAAAGUGUGCUGCAGAGUCUCUAUCCUUCGCUGUCCUCUCUACCAUGGCAGAACUUUCUGAUCUCCCUCUGGGCCAGACUGUGUACAUCUACAGCUGCUCAAAUAUGGAAGAGGAGGAGGAAUAGAUCAGGACUGGAUCACGUAUUGAGUUCUUCUUCAUGAUGACCACCAGGGGGCACAUUAAUGUAGUUCCUCGCACAGACGCACAUUUAAUCGCACCGUCAGGGACCAGAGGAAAGACGAUCUCGAUUAUGAGGAGCGGUAUGAACAAACGUCAGAUGACUGUGGUCAACCACAGCACUCUUGGUCUGGUGGACAGUUCCCACCCUCAAGCUGUUCUCAGUCAUCUUAGUGAACAGCGUUCACAAGGCCUGUUCUGUGAUGUAAUAAUCGUCGUAGAGGAUGUCAAAUUCCGGGCUCAUCGCAACAUACUGGCUGCUACAAGUGGAUAUUUUCGUAAUGCUUUUAAAACGCCCGAGGUCUACACAUCCAGCCAGGUGCUGGAGCUUACAGACCUGAAAUCUGAGGUCUUUGCUAGCAUCCUGAACUUCAUCUACAAUGCCAGAGUGGAGUCAAGUAGUACAGAGGACAGCAGGUCUUUGGUGGCAGCCGGAAAGCGUUUAGGAAUUCCCUUUCUGGAGAAAUUGCUAGACUCUGAAAGGCAGAGCUCUGGUCUCUUGCAAGGCCAAGCCUCUGCAGGAAGAUCAAACAGUCAGCCAAAGUUGGCAGACACAUGCACACUGAAAAAAGAAACCCUCAAGCCUGAGGAGUUAGACUGCUCUAAGGGCCCAAGGAUCACCAAUGCUUUUUCCAUUACUGAGGUUGAGGCAGUAAACAACCCAUUCUCUACACUGGAUCACAGUAACAAAGUAAUUGAGGGACUUGAGGAAGGGCCACCUCCUUCUAGCUCCCAAGAUACAAGCAUAUCACCCACAGAGUGUGAGCCUGCCAAUGCCUUAACUGAGCACUCAUAUGCAGUGAGCCAGGGGCAAGAAUCUAAAGAGGUUAACCAGGAGAAUGAUAACAGAACCACCAUGCCUGUCAUGCCUCUAGCUAAGACUUUGGUUACCCAUAGACUUGGACCUAUAAAGAAGCGUCGUAUACAUGGUAAUGGUAUUCCGCCUCUCUCAACUGAGCCAGCUGUAACUGUGCCCACUCUUACAGGCACAUCUGCAGUGGAAAAGUCUAUUCUUGCUCCAUUAUCUUCCUCCCAGCUGUCCCCAGAUGCAGCACCAGAGAUACAUUCCAGCCUCGAUCUGUUGCCACCACUUGACAUUACACCCUCUCAGGAUGCAGAGCCACCCUGCCUCAGUCCUCAGAAUACACCCAAUGUCUCCACCUUCAGCUGUCAGCAAUGCACUGAGACCUUUAGCGACUCAACGCUUCUCACCAUCCACAUGCAAAUACACAAGAGAUUUGUCAGUCAUUUGUUCUGCAAGUACUGCCAUAAAAAGUUUAUGCAUCUGAAAAGAUUGCGCAAUCAUGAGCAGGUUUGUGUGAAAUCUCUAAAAGGUCCAUCUGAGUUAGAGACAAAUAAUAAAGAUUGUUUGAGAGUCCCAGUCUCUAACGGUGCAUCUAAUGCAAAUACCACACAACAUUCUUUACGUCCACCAGAUCUUCAUAUCCCUUUAAAUUUAGAACCCACAUUGACUAGUUCCCUUGAGAUGUCUCAGGAUCAAGUUAAUGGGACCUUAAAAACAAAUAGCACUUCAAGGACUUAUAAAUGUUCUGUGUGCAAACGGGCUUAUGUGACCCUUUCCAGCCUAAAAAGACAUGAGAAUGUACACUCAUGGCAUAGAGCCUAUCCUUGCCACUACUGCAACAAAGUUUUUGCUCUGGCUGAAUACCGCACCAAGCAUGAGAUCUGGCAUACCGGGGAACGCCGAUACCAGUGCAUUUUCUGCUUGGAGACCUUCUUGACUUAUUACAUCCUCAAGAAUCAUCAGAAGACCUUUCAUGGCAUUGAUCCACAGCUGGCUGUCAAUAAAAAAUCAGCAAAUGGUGGAUUCAAGAGUAGUGUCUACCCCGUAAAGCUUUACAGGCUUCUCCCAAUGAAGUUUAGAAAGAAACGUUACAAGUCAUACAGUCAGACAUACUCUGAAGGGGUCGAGGGCAAUGAUGAGUCCUGCAGUGCACCUCUGGGCAGCUGUUCCCCCAACACUCUUUUUGACAGCACAGUACCGACAACUAAUUCAGAUGUUGUUAGUGGUCAGUCCUUAUUUUCAAUGCCAGUGACAUUCAUGGCCACUCCGAAAAUGAUGGCAUCAGAAAAGCCUCGCAUCAGCUUUGACAAACUGUGUGACCAAAACUUAGGAUUUCCUGUGCCAUCUGAGAUAGACCGACCCCUGAAACACCUCUCUACUGGUUUUAGGAAAAAGUCUGGAUUUGAUGGAAAAGGGUCACCGCUCUUCAGCUACAGGUUUACAGAUUCUUCAAAAGCAAUAGAGAAAAACACAGGGUCCUCUUUGAUUAUGCAUGGAAGUGACAGAGAUUCGCCAACAGAGAAAAACACAGAAAACAGCACAGACAUUCUUCCAUUCCUCAAUAUACCAUCCGUAUGCUCCUUUGAAGGAUUGAGCAAGCUGAGUGAACUGUCAGCAGCAGCACAGACCAUCGAGGACAUGGCUAAUCAGCUGCUGCAGGCGAGACCUGGGAGCAUAACAGCAGAUCAACCACCUAGUGGAAAGACAGAAACGUACAUUGCUAAGCCUGCAUGUCCAGGUCCAUCGAUUGAUAGCCAAGUCCUUCCCCUCUGCCAAAUAACAGUGAAAAUUGGCAACGAGGCAAUUGUUCGACGAAAAAUAAAAGGCUCAAAGCUAUUUCCAAAGAAGAGAAAAAGGAAAAGCUGGAGACAAGAGGGGAUGGGUCAAAGAAGCCCUGCAGAGGAGAGUAUUGGAAGUCCAAGUUUGAGGGUGAGGGCAGAAGUUACAACCUCAGUUACAGAAAAGGAAUCAUAUGAUGACCUAAAUGAUCCUGAAACCGACAAUCUAUGGCGUCCCUAUUACACAUAUAAACCUAAAAAGAAGUGUAAGAAAGUGAAAGGAAAACGAAAAAGGAUGAAACAUCUGAGAUGCUACACUAGGCCAUUGUCACCUGAAGCCAAUAAAAACUUCAGAGAAACACCAUUCUGUCCAGAUGAGAGGAUCGCAGCAGACAACUAUGGGGUCCGGAGGGAGCCAAGGCAUAGCAGCCAAAAGGAAGCUUUCCCUUGCCACAGCUGUGAGAGCUCUUUCCCUAGUCAGACCACCCUCAGCAUGCACAUCAUCAGCUGCCAUCAGCCACACUGCAGAAUAUGUGGUAAACAAUGUCCCCCUGAAGACACAUCCAGCACAGCUGGGCCCUUUGGAGAGGACAGUAGUGACUUUAUCUGCAAGAGCUGCACUGAAGAUGGCUCCUGUUUCAGCUCAGAUGUGGCGUCCCACAGCCUGAGCAUGGAGAAGCGUUAUAGAUGUUCUUACUGCCCACAGCGGUUCCUUUACCUUGCCACCAAGAAAAGUCACGAGAAAAAACAUCUAGAAAAGUCAGGUAAAGGACACAAUUGCAGGUAUUGUUCAAAAGUAUGUAAAUCAGCAGUGCUGUUGAGUGUGCAUGAGAGCAAGCACUUCAAGGCAGAAGAUGGAGAAGAUCCAGACAUGACAUGUAAAAUAACCAGUUCACUCUCAACAGGUAAAGAGCGCAAAGGACAGAUCAAACCUGAUCCUUGGGAAAGCAUGUAUACCAGCUUAGAGGUAAAGCCAAAGAUGGGGGAACCUAUGGACAUAGAAAGUGAGGGGAAUUAUCCUACAAUCACCAGUGUCUACAAGAAAACACCUUUGUCAUUUCCUUAUGCAGCAGAUGGGUCUUUUACUCCCCUUUCCUCAGAGUUAAAGAGGAAGACAUCCAAGAAAAAAAGCAAUUUGGAACGUUCUAAAGGAUUUGGAUUUGAGGGACACAGACAGGACUCUGUGAUAUGGGGACAACAGGAUUGACCUCGCAACACAGGUACAACCAAGUAAAGUGCUGACUCUGUCCAAUCUGUCAGACAAGAAUGCCUGUAACCAAAGGAACUUCCCAACAGCCUACAGUUGCUCAAGUCAGAAAAGCAUUUAUUUAAAGAGGAACCUUGUUUUCACACCCACGACAGGAAGGAAAUGCAUCUCCUGCUGAUGUCACAUAGAAUAAUGACAUAAGUGACAGGGCAGGCCUUACAACGUUUGAAAAAUGGAGAAAAAACGCACAUGAAAGUAUGAGGAGUUUUGCUUAGUGACUUUGCAUUCAAGAGAACUUGUGAGAUGUAAAUAUAGAGUAUUUUUGGUCGUUCACAUGAAAUAUUGUUGGUAGUUUUCCAUUUUUUUCUAUGAGGAAAGAAGUGGUUUUAUUUUUAUAUGUUUUUAUUUGUCUAAGUCAAGUGGAUCUUCCCUAUUCCAUUGCUCAUUGUGUUGUACUCUAUGCAUCAAGUAAAUUGUACGACUAGCAGCACCUUACAGCAAAGAUAACCGCGAGUGAUUGUACUUUUAUUGUAAACAUAACACUGUUACCACAAUUUCAAUCUGUUUGUUGCACAAAAAUGCAUUAAUAACUCUGCUGAUUAUACUGAUAAAUGCUAAAAAUGAUUUUCCAGAAUAUACCAAAUGUUUUAGCUUUCAUUUAUAAAAUUACCUAAUUUUGUGAAAUACAUCAAAUCAUGAAAUAAAAAAAAUACAAUAACAAAAAUAA
Molecule: messenger RNA, 4759 nt
Organism: Cyprinus carpio (common carp)
Lineage: Eukaryota; Metazoa; Chordata; Actinopteri; Cypriniformes; Cyprinidae
Gene: zbtb38
Product: zinc finger and BTB domain-containing protein 38
Biological process (GO): negative regulation of transcription by RNA polymerase II; regulation of cytokine production; regulation of immune system process
Molecular function (GO): protein binding
Source: RefSeq, a predicted model, not a curated record